Messenger RNA from Electrophorus electricus (electric eel), 5493 nucleotides. Lineage: Eukaryota; Metazoa; Chordata; Actinopteri; Gymnotiformes; Gymnotidae. The record is from RefSeq and is a predicted model, not a curated record.
AUGCCCAACACAGAAAUCAACAUCGGUACCACCAUAGACAAGGAGAACUAUGACCUGUUGCCAAAGUUCUCUAUGGUGGCUCCAGCUCUGCUGAGAGUGGGCAGUAAAGAGAACAUUGUACUGGAAGCAUUCGGUGUGUCUGCGACAGUCCCUGUCUCUCUGUCAGUGUACAACUACCCGGCCAAAUCUUACCAACUGUGGCAGGGAAAUGUGGCUCUCAGCUCAGACAACAACUACAUUGCAGUCCAAUCCCUGGAGAUUAGCUCAAGUCUCCUUCAUCUGGAGGAGAAAAAGACUGAGAUUGUACAGGUGAUUGCCCAGUUUGGAACACUACAUCGAGCUGAGCAGACCAUUAAAGUGUCCUUCCUCUCUGGGUACAUCUUCAUCCAGACGGACAAACCCAUCUACAACCCUGGAGACACAGUGCGGUACCGAGCGUUCGUUUCUACUCCCGCUUUUCAGGCGUUCAACGGUACUAUCACCGUGGAGAUUCAGAACCCUGAUGAAAUCACAGUCUAUGCGACAUCCAGAACCAGAGCCCAUGAUGGCAUCUACUCUGACACUUACGCACUCUCAGACAUGGUCAAAGAGGGCAAGUGGAAGAUUGUUGCAAAGUUCAACCACUUGAAGGAAAACCUAUUUAACUCUGAAUUCGAGGUUAAAAAAUAUGUGCUCCCAGCGUUCAAUGUCACUCUGACACCAAAAAAGUCGCAGUUCAGUCUGGAGGAUGAGGAAUUAGCCGUGGAGGUGUUUGCCAAGUAUAUGUAUGGAGAGCAGGUGGAAGGUGUUGCGUAUGUGGUAUUUGGAGUAGAGAGAAAUGGAGAAAAAACAAGACUGGUCCACAUGAAGCAAGUGAACAAUCUGAAUGGGGGGACUGCAACGCUAACUAUGAAGGAGCUUAAGGAGGCUCACCCCAACAUCCGUGAUAUACUGGGGUUUUCUAUAUACGUCAAAGCUUCUGUCCUGACCAGCACAGGAAGCGACUUGGUGGAGGCAGAGAAAUCUGGCAUUAAAAUAGUUUUAGCCCCAUAUGUGAUCUCCUUCAAAGACCCCUUGAGGUUUUUUAAGCCAGGCCUGCCUUUCGACCUGACGGUGAAGGUGAGCCACCAUGACGGCUCUCCAGCUUUGAAUGUUCCUGUUAGGAUCAGCUUCCUGUCCGAUUUAAUCAAAGAACACAGGGGGACCAUCAAGGUGUCCAUCAAUAUGCCAUCUGUUCUGAGCCCUCAGAGAAUAACUGUGGAGACCGUAAUCCCAGAUGUAAAGGCUGAACAACAGACAGUGAAAAGUCUGUCUGUGGAGCCAUAUGUUGCUUUUGACAUGAGACGUCAGAACUACCUAUACAUCUCAGUGGACAGCUCAGUAGUAAAGUUGAGAGAGUUCCUGAGUUUUAAACUGUACGUCCACACGUUCUCCCAGAAGGAGCGGGAUCGCAUCCAGCACAUUUCAUAUCUUGUGUUGAGUAAAGGGAAGAUUGUUCGUGCAGGUAAGGUGUCUGUGGAAGGUCAUGAGGUCACCAGCACCUCCCUGCUGGUCAAUCCAGACAUGCUGCCUGCGUUCCGGUUUGUGGCAUACUACGUACUGCCGAGGCGCCACGGUGCAGAGGUGGUGGCGGACUCUGUGCUGGUAGAUAUCGGGAGCCAAUGCAUGGGAUCGCUCAGCGUAGGACCACAGAUGGGACAGGUUUCAGACACAUACUCGCCAGGCAACAGCUUUCACUUCCAGGUCAGAGGGGACCCAGGGGCGAGGGUUGGCCUGGUUGCUGUGGACAACGCCAUUUUCCUGCUGAGCAGGAGGCGACUGACACAGGGGAAGAUUUGGGAGACGGUGAGCCAGGAAGACAUGGGCUGUUCCCAGGGUGGAGGCAGGGACAGUAUGGGUGUGUUUAAAGAUGCAGGACUCAUCUUUCACUCCAACUAUGGGCAGCUGACAGACAGCAGACACGACUUGCCAUGCAUUUGGAAGUCCAGGAGCAGACGAUCUGCACACCGUGUUCAUCUCAGAGCCGAGCUAGAGAAACGGUACUCCGAUGGUUCCCAGCAGCGCUGCUGUAUGGACGGUAUACGUGAGAUCCCCAUGCCGUAUUCCUGCCGCCGCCGUGCGCUCUACAUCACGGAGGGAUGGGAUUGCAUCAUCGCUUUCCUCCGCUGCUGCUCGGAGUACCGGGGGGAGGUCCUGGGCAUCAUUACACCCCCGCCACCUACCACUGCCGAGCCGACAACGAUCCCCAUCCUUACCACUCACGACGAUUACAUAGAGUUUUCACCCAAUUAUUUCCUCUUCAGUUUUGCCCGUGAGUGUUCAAAAUUGUCUGUAAUUCCCAGUCGCCAUGCCAGUAGCAGGCGUUAUCCCCUACAAGGUCUGCCUGGUCCUCCCGGUGAUAGACAUUAUGCACUACCAGGCAAACUUGGGGUUCAUGGUGAAGACAUGACUGAGCUUCAAAGCAGUGAACAUGCCAAGCAGGGGCAGCUUAUGGACAUCCAAAAGGAGGAAGAGGAGUUUGAUGAAGAUGAGUACUAUGAGGCAGACGACAUUUACAUUCGCACCAAGUUCUUUGAGUCCUGGUUAUGGACGGACAUCAGGCUCCCUGGAGAAGGCGAGCCUGGUACAAAGGAUGGACUGGCUGUUUCUCCAGUGCACACUGUUCUCCCAGACAGCAUCACCCAGUGGGGGAUCUUGGCUGUCAGCGCUUCCCCUCAGACAGGUUUCUGUGUUGCUGAGCCCUUCAACGUCCGCUCGUGGAAGCGCUUCUUCAUCGACCUGCGUCUCCCACGCACAGCGGCCAGAAACGAGCACUUGGAGGUCAAAGCCGUUCUCCACAACUACAUGAACGAGGACCUGCAGGUGUUGGUGAUCCUACAGAAGACAGAGGACAUGUGCAGUGUGGCGUUUACCGGUGAUCAUAAGCAGCACGUGUAUGUGCGAGCACGUUCCUCACAGCUGCUCCGCUACACGGUGGUUCCGCUCCGAGCAGGAGAGCUCCCAUUACAGGUCACUGCCGUGUCGCACUAUUUAUCUGGACAGGACGCCAUCAGGAAGACUCUGCGUGUGGUGGUGGAAGGCAUUCAGACAAUGGAUGUGAGGAGUUAUGUGCUGAAUCCUGCUGAAAAUGGAGACAGCAGUGGGAAGCAGCUGAUUAACGUGGGAAAAGCUAAACUGAGCUCUGUGGUUCCAAACUCUCUGCCAGAAACAUUUGUCAAUGUUAGAGGUGAUUUGCUGGCAGACAGCAUUGAGAACUCCAUCAACAAGGACUCUCUGGCGGCGCUGAUCCGGAUGCCCGGCGGCUGUGUGGAGCAAAACUUGGCCAGCAUCACGCUGCCCCUGAUAGCUGCACACUACCUGGACCGCAGCAACCAGUGGGACAGCGUGGGACCGCAGCGCAGAGAUGAGGCCCUCUCCUACAUACAGAAAGGCUAUGAGAAACAGCUUCAUUACUGCAAAAAGGAUGAUUCAUACCCACCCUACCAAAAUGAAGGAACCAGCACCUGGAUCACAGCGUAUGUAGUGAAGGUGUUCGCUAUGGCUCAUCACCUCACCAAUGUGAAUAAGCAGCAUGUGUGCGGGCCGCUACUCUACCUCCUCAAGCACAAGCAGCUCUCGUCUGGAGCUUUCAAAGAGGACAACCCUGUCUACACCAUCUCCAUGACGGGAGGCCUUCGGGGUGCUGAAUCCAGGGAGACCCUAACUGCCUUUGUACUAAUAGCUUUGGCUGAGGCUCAAAAAUAUUUUACUUGUGAUGAUCCUGAAAUUAACACAGAGACGAGAUUCCGGAGAGCAGGCGAGUAUCUGAAUGAGCGUUAUUCGCAGCUGAAGCGGCCCUACUCAGUGGCGAUAGCAUGCUACGCGCUGGCUGUCAGUAACCAGGGCUGCAAAAAGAGUGUGUUACUGAAGGCUGCAUCACCAGACCGAACCCACUGGCCGGACUCCAGCAACCAGUUCUUCACGCUGGAAGCGACAGGCUAUGCGCUGCUCGCGCUUCUCAAAGGAGGACACGUGCAGGAAGCUGCCGCCCCCUUCAAGUGGCUGAACCAACAGCGUCGGGUGGGCGGGGGAUACGGAUCUACCCAGUCCACCAUGGUAGUUCUGCAGGCCCUGUCUGAGUUCCUGGUGAGGUUGCCUCCAUCAAACCUGGACCUGCAGGUUGAGCUCAGUAUCCCCGGGCGCUCAGACAGACGCUGGGCCUUCACCCGCGGGCUGGCACACGUGGCUCGCUCCUCACGGGUUCCUCUAGAUCAGGACUUCACAGUGAUGGCCUCAGGGCAUGGACAAGGAAUCCUGGAGGUGGUUACAGUGUAUAACCAGCUGCCUGACGUGUAUGAGAAGAGCUCCUGUAAUGGUUUUGAGCUGGAUGUUUCCAUCAGCGAGAGCAGUGAGAAGCCCCCACCAGAUGUAGAGAAGUCGUACACACUCAACAUCACAGUCAGAGCUCUGGAGACACACCAGGUGCGGAUGGCGGUAUUGGACAUCAGUCUGCCAACUGGCUUUGAGCCAGAAAACUCUGACUUGGAGUUGCUGACAAACUCGGUGGAUCGCUACCUUAACCACUUCCAGGUGGUGGACAACUUGAGCGAUCGAGGGUCUCUCAUCAUUCACCUGUUCAAGGUGUCCAACAGAGAGACAGACAUCAUCUCCUUCAGACUGCAUCAGAAAUUUAAAGUGGGGUUGCUGCAGCCAUCAACUGUUACUGUAUAUCAGUAUUACAAUGAAGAUAAACGCUGCAGCAAGUUCUACACACCUCCAGAGGACAAAGAGGAGCUCAGUCAAAUCUGCACAGACAACAUCUGUCGCUGUACUCAGGGCAACUGCUGUGUAAUGAAGAUGGACACUCAAGCAAUCACAGCGAACGACAGGGCCAAGGUGGCGUGCAGUGGAAUUCACCAUGUGUUGAAGGUGAAAGUGCUGAGCCUCAACACCAGUCAGUACGACAGGUAUGAGAUGGAGAUCCUGCAAGUCAUAAAGGAAGGGACUGAGGUCGGCAUGAAGCAGAAGGACACAAGGGUGUUUCUCUCCCAUGCCAGCUGUAGGGAGGGGCUUAAUCUGCUCGAGGGGCAGGACUACCUCAUCACUGGCCCGUCCUCUGACGUCUGGUCCGCAGGCAGUACCUCUGAUAGGUACAUGUACACGCUGGGCAGGGAGACGUGGGUUGAGCUCUGGCCUUCACAGGCCCAGUGUGAGGGGCUGGCUGCAGCACACACAUGUGCAGAACUGGAGACGUUCACCACCGAGCUACUGAACACCGGCUGCCAGAACUGAGUCACACACACACGCAUAUAAUGCUCAAACUGAUUCUCUCUCAAACACACACACACAUGCUCCAUCUGUCUCAAGCCUGUAUAAAUAGUCAUAAUCAUGUGAGUGUGAACCCCUGCUGUAGGGCUAAGAGAGUUUUCUAUAGACGUUACCGUAAUUGAAUCAAGUUUAAUGAUGUGCUUUUCUGUUUAAAAUGCUGUUUCUUGUUUAAAUAUCACUGCCUGUAAAAAAUCACAAAUAUCUAAA